AUGCAUGGUCUAAAAUACAAUAAACUAAUAGGAGAUGGAGACUCAAGCGUUACAAGAAGAUUACAUGACAUAAUGCCUUAUGGCCCUAGGCUACGAGUAAUAAAAAUAGAAUGUCGGAACCAUUUAUUGCGAAAUUAUGAAACAAAAUUAAGAACUAUGACGAUAAAUAAUAAGUACCCGACUUCGAUAAGGAAUCACUUAAAAUCAAAUAUGAAACGCUUUGGGGCUGCAAUAACUAAGGCAAUUGAAUAUCGCAGUGGUUUACCAGGCCUAACAGAUUACCAAAAGGCAGUAGGACUACGGCAAGACAUAAAUAACAGUUUUCGACACAUUAUAGGUGCCCAUGAUCGAUGUGAGGAAUACCAUUGUAAAAAACCACGACCAAUUAAUGAAAAAAAUUUGAUCGAAGACACCGAGACUUCAGGGAUUGUGAGCGAUAUAUCCCAAAUAGUAUCUCGUUUAGUCGCAAAUGUUGAUAGUUUACUGAUGAAUGUUGACAACAACGUGUGUGAACAAUUCAACAGUGUAAUUAAUAAACAUUUAGCGGGUAAACGAAUAAAUUAUUCACAAAGAAAUUCGUACAAUGCUCGAGGCGAAGCAGCGGUUAUAUCAUGCAACUCAGGUGGACAAUUUUUUCGGUUGAUGCAUAAAAAUAUAGUCAAUGAUAUAAGUCCAGGAGAAAUAGGAAAAAAAUUCCUUACAUUUAGUAAAAAAAAAAAGAUCCCAGCCAAAAUCUAA
Macrosiphum euphorbiae (potato aphid) is the source of this 738-nucleotide messenger RNA. Lineage: Eukaryota; Metazoa; Arthropoda; Insecta; Hemiptera; Aphididae. The record is from the annotation of a GenBank genome assembly.